Pyrenophora tritici-repentis Pt-1C-BFP is the source of this 855-nucleotide messenger RNA. The record is from RefSeq and is a predicted model, not a curated record. Lineage: Eukaryota; Fungi; Ascomycota; Dothideomycetes; Pleosporales; Pleosporaceae.
AUGGCAACGAGUACUGUAAGGGCGAUGUCAGUACCUCAUUCCAAUAGCAGCGCCUCGGAUCGCAUCGAAAAAGAAGCGCACCUCGGGCAUGCAACCACUACCAUCUCUCUUACUCCGGAGCAGUUUGAGAAACUGUACUUGUCGCCAAAGACACCGCGUGCAAGUCAGAAUGCCACCAGAUUUGCGAAUGCUGCGCCUCUCGGCUUCUUAGGAUUUGUGAUUUCAACCUUUACCUUCUCCAUGGUACUGAUGGGAUGGGGUGGUGCAAAUGGACUCCAAGCCGUCGUCGGUAUUUUCUUCUUCACUGGACCAGUUCUCCUACUCCUCAGCACCAUCUUUCUCUGGAUUCAAGCGCAAACAUUUUUCAUGCUCGUCUGCGGUCUCUUCAGUGUCUUCUGGCUUUCCUUCGGCAUGCUCCAACUCCCGACACUCGGCCUCGCAGCAUCUUACUCGUCUGCCGGAAAUGCUGCAGAAGGCGCCGUCAGUGAAGCGAUGAACGCGACCAUUGCGUUGUAUCUGCUGGUCUGGGGCUUCGCUCUCGGUACCUUUUUUAUGUUUGCAAUCCGGAUCAACGUGGUUCUUGCGGGAAUAUUUGGGUUUGUGACAAUAGGGGUCUGGAUAUUGAGUGGCGCAUAUUGGGCUCUAAGUGACGGGAAGUUUUCUAAAGCGUUAAAACUGCAAAAGGCUGGUGGUGCACUGAUAUUCGUAGUAGCCGUGCUUGGAUGGUACAUGUUCGUCGUGAUAUUGGCGGCGGAGAUGCGAUGGUCAUGCUCUCUUCCUGUUGGAGACCUUAGCCACUACUGGGAGAAUACAGACGUAGAGCUUGGAGAGAGGUCAGCGGAGAAGAAAGAGUAG